This is a messenger RNA of Boleophthalmus pectinirostris (great blue-spotted mudskipper), 4962 nucleotides long. RefSeq names its product putative leucine-rich repeat-containing protein DDB_G0290503. NCBI's taxonomy places the organism in Eukaryota, Metazoa, Chordata, Actinopteri, Gobiiformes, Gobiidae. The coding region runs from base 73 to 4962 and encodes 1629 amino acids. The transcript has 5 exons. The record is from RefSeq and is a predicted model, not a curated record.
CAGAGCUCUUCUCCUCAUGGUUUUGUUUUCUUGUUCGCAGUCUCCUGACGAGGACCUGCUGCAGCCGCCACCAUGAGUAAAUCCAGCACUUUAAAAGUCAAGAACUUGUUUAAAUCCAAGUCUCUGGAUAAAGAGAAUAAGGACAUAAAGAGGGCAGCGAGCAAAGAUGGCAUCCUCAGCAGUGCCGUGUCUCUACCGUCGAGUCCCGGAGCGGUCAGCCCAGUGGACCACAGCACCCUGCCCUCGCUCAUGUCCCCUGUGUCCCCCAAAGAGAAGAAGAGUAAAGGGAUGUUUUCACUAAAACUUAAGAGGAAAAAGCCCAAGCAGAAAGCAGAGGAUGUGUUCUUCCCGGAGACUGGAGAGCCAGACAGCUUUAGCCCUGGACACAUGAGCUAUGACCAGAUGAGCAUUUCCACUGAAUGUAGUUACCGCACGGAGCUGGAGUGGGACCCUCAGUGUGAAAAUACUUCCAUGAUGAGCUUCGACAUGAGCUCACCGCAAAGCCCAAAGUCACCCUCCAAAUUCUUUAAGAAUUCGGAGGACAAAAGGAAAAUGUUUGAGCGCAUCAGCAGUUUUUUUACUCCCAAGAAGAAGAAAAGCAAACUCCCUUCAGAAUCCUCCACAGAAGCAGAGUCCCCUCAGUCUCCACGAUCACCCCUGUAUCAGGAUGGGUUCAAGACACCAACUCAGUCUCCCAAAGCCAGUCUGCUGGAUGUAAAGAAAGGGGCAGAAUGUGGAGAUAAUCUCAGUCAGACGUCCACUCCCAGCACAGCCAGUCUGGUGUCUGUGUUGGCAGGUCACACAGAAGUACCCUUUGCCGACAGCAGCAGCAGUGGAAAAAGCAGUGUGCGAGAGGUGUCCGUGUGCAAAAUUAGCACAGCAGAGGGGAAUUCUGGGAACGUCACUUCUUCCACUUUUGAGAACAUUACUUUGUCUAGUGCUGGGUCCAGCUCUGCUUUAGGUUUUGCUGACUCAGUUGUGGAGGAGGUGAGCAAGAGGUUGCAGGUACAUCUGGAUGAACACAUCUACACAGAGAAACAAAAAGGAGAAAAAACUGGAAAAAAAGUCACACAAUUUACAGUUACAAGCCCUUUGUCUCCGCCGAAGUCGCCCAACCUCACAUCCAUCAGUUUAGCCACAAAGAAGAGCUCAGUGAAGAUAGGAGAACAUGGACACAGCACAAGUCUGUCAGGAAUCACUUUGGGGAGUCAGUCAUCCACACCUCACCUCAUCAGCACACGGCUGGACCUGGCACAUGCGCCAAUAGAAACCUCUAAAGUUGUUAAACAUAUUGUCACAGCCAUACAGGAACCUGCUGCAGUGAGCUCUUUACACCAGGAGGAUGAGGCAGCCAAGGCAGAGUCCCCUGUGCUUGUCAAAGCCAUAUGGGUGGAGACGCACCUGGGAGAGGAGGACUGGAGCAGGGAGGGGGAGACAGAUGGUUUAAUCCGAGGUUCGGAGGAGGGCUUCAGAGAGGACUCUCCUCUUGUGCUAGCUAUACCUGUUACAGUCAUUCCUGAGGAUGACUCAUUUAGGCAGAGCGGCACUGACAGACCAGCCACCCCCACAAAGAGCGCACCAUCAGGUGGCAGCCUGCCAGAGCUUGCACCCACCCAGGAGCCUCACACAGUCUCUGCACAGCCAGGGAGCACCAGCGCUGGCACUAACUCAAAACCAAGGUCUAUUACAGACACAUCUCCAGGAGAGGUCCGUGUCACACGUAAGACUGUGAGCCUGCCAUCAAAGCAUCGCAUUUUUGCCCACAAGGUGAACAUUAGCCCCGAGGGCAGCUCAGACGAGAACAAAACUACUGAAGAGGAGCACAGCAUAAGUUCAAAGGCUGAGGACAGAUGCAAGGCUAAAUUACCACCAACUAUUCCUGUUAAAGAGGAUGUUCCUGAAGAGUCCAAACCAGAGUCGCAGGCAGCUGACAAUAUUUCAAAGUUGGAUUUUAAAGCAGAGGAGCCAAUCAAAGCAAAGGAGCCAGUCAAAGCAGAGGAGCCAGUCAAAGCAGAGGAGCCAGUUAAAGCAGAGGAGCCAAUCAAAGCUGAGGAGCCAUUAGUUAUUGAGAAGACUGACUCUGAAACGUCCGAUUUCAACGACCCCUCUGUCUUUGUGGAAAUGCAGCGAGCUAAGUCUCAGAUGACGGGCCAGGAGACGAAAAAGACCUCCACUAGACCAGUUAGGACUUCAGGGUUACAGAGCCCAACCUCUGCAACAGGAGGCAAGACCAGAACUAUGAUGGUAAAGGCAAAAGUAUCCACAGAUGGAGCCAAGAAAGACCUAACAACAAAUCAGAGAGAUAGCAGCAAUGAUAGAACUGUUUCAAUGUUACCAACACUUAAGGAUCAAAGUUCACAAAGUUCAUCUUCUAGAACUAGGAUUCCUAAAAGCUCAACAUCACCAGUCACUCCUGAUAAAACUUUAGCAUCUGAGGCAGCUGGUUCCAGAGUUCGUAGACCAGUCAGGACCAAAGAACCUGUAAAAUCUCCAGUCAACACCAAACCAGAAAGAAGGUCUUCUGUAGAGGAAGUCAGAAGAAGAGGAGAGAUUUCUCCUUCCAAAUCUCCAUACAGGACCACUACGAAAACUAUCAGUGAAAAGUCAAAUGAAGGCAGUACCAAUGUGAAUAUUGUAAAUGGUUUGGAAAGCAAAGACAACAGUGUAAAACAUGUCAUCAACUUGAUAGAAAACAAGUCCAGAAGCCGGCUGCCUGUUACCUCUCCAGUCAGAAAGAGGAGUGAGGAAAUUCAAGAAUCACUAUCACCAACUGAGACACAGCCUACUGAAAGUCCUGACAGAGGACCCACAUCACCCAGACGCUUAUACAAAAGAAUACAUGAAGAUGAGACAGCUGGCUCUCCUCCCAAGCAAACAUCCUCCUCCAGGGUUAGUGAUUUGAAAUACAGAAAGAAGGAACCAGUGGACCCCCCAUCGCCAGUCAGUAAACUCCCAACGCUCGGCCAGAAAACUUCCAAAACUAAGUUAAAAAGAACUUCCCCAACGACGCCUUUAUCACCUACAUCCAAACAGAAAGACUCUCCUGUCAAAGAAGAUGUUUUAAUAGCUGAUGUGGAAAAGGACAAUAACAGCAAUUUAUUAACUAAGACAAUCACUCCAAAUGUUGACAACACCCAGUCCACUGCAAAUGAACUUAAGGUAAAGGAAGAUAGCACAACACAGUCUGCAAAUGAAGAGAUUUUGUCAAUAGAAAACAGCAGCAGAAAUGCCUUUAUAGAUGGGAGUGGCUCUGCCCCUGAGGGUAAAUUACAUUCACGAGAAAAUGCCUCAGUAAUAGAUGAUUUAAGACCAAAGCAAAUUCAGGAAAAUCUAGACUCUUUGGACAUGGAAACACAAGCUAAAGUAAAUAGCCACAAGGAUGAAAUAGAUACUAGCACCAAACCUGUUAUGCCUGACGUGACCAAUAGUGAUAUCAAACCAGAUCAGGAAGUUGUAUUGUCAAAUUCAGCAACAAGUGAGGUGGAAAAAGAUUUUAUAGCUAGUAAUCUUAUCGUGGAACAACGUUUAAAAGACCCAGCAUUGGCACCAGAGCAACCACUGUCAUCUGAUUCUGUGAAAAAUGAUUUACUAGAAAAAAGUUGUGAGGACACUGGCUUGAAACCCACUGGUAUUUCAGACAUUCAAAGUGUGACUGUCAGCGAGACUCCAAGUGAUGUACUAAACAAAGAGCCCAUUUUUUUGUCCGAGGAUGUUACAAAAAAGAGUGAAUCACAGCCAGAUGACAGCCGUUUAACAAACGAAAUUGAGCGUUCAGAAAUUUGUAGCAAAGAAGAGCCCAAAGUCAUAACAGUUUUGGAAGAAGUAGAGCAAUCCACCCCAUUGCAAGAUCAAAUAUCAAAUUUAUCACCAGAUUUGUCCAAAGUUCCAACAGAGGAUUUGAAUGUUCAAGUAGACAAAAGAUUGGAACUGGAGGAGGAAGAAAAGGUAAUCAGUGAAAUUAUACCAAAAGCUGAGGCCAGUUUGAAAGAAAAUGAAACUAAAAACGACAAACAAAUGAAUGUGCAUAUUAAAGAUUCAUCGUCGGAGGAGAAGAAUGAAGGCCCUGGUAGCAAAACUGAAUUAAGUACAGAAGAAGUAAGCGAUACACCAGCUCAGAUUUCAGUUACUGUAAAUGACAAGUUAGAAAAUGUGGAUUUGAAUGCUGAUAAAAUUUUGAUAAAAGGUGACACGGCCAAGCAAGAAAACACUGAAACAGUAAUCGUUGGAGGACUGUCUCAAGAAUCUAAAGCAGUCACGGCUGAAAGUGAAACAAAGGAAAAUGCAAAAAAUGAUUUGUCAGUAAAUAGCGUGAAAGAAACUACAACAGAUAAUGAUAGUAAGGCUCAGGUUAGCAUCCAAUCAGAUCAAAAGCCAGCAAUUGUUCAGGAAAAAUCUGAAAUAGUGUCUGAAUUAGAAUUAGAAAUGAGUGGCAAAACUGCAGUUACAAAUUCCAGUAUUGAAUCAUUGGACUGUGAAGUGAAACCAGUGACUGAAGACAAUACGCCAGUAGCUGACACAUUGAGCACAACAAUGAAUAAGGAAGAUGAAAGUGAAUUAGCAAAACAACCAAGGGACUCUGUAUUUUCUGUUAGUGAAGUUAGUAAGCUGUCAGUAGAAUCUUCAAAGACAGAAAUUAAAACUGAAGCCCAAACUGACCAAGUAAAUGGGAUUUCUCCUGUGAAACAAAAUGAAAAUAUCAAAUUAGAGUCUCAGAAUGCAACUGUUGUCAAAGAUGGUGAGAAACCCAAAGAGCCAGCGCCCAAGCUUUGUGACAAUGAGAACCAAGAGCGUGACUUGAAAUCGGUGACUGAAGAUAUUACGUCAAUAGUAAACACACUGGACAUAACAAUGAAUAAGGAAGAUGAAAGUGACUUAACAAAACAACCAAGGGAUUUUGUGCAUUAUAAUAGUGAAGUUAGCAAAAAGGAACAAAAGUCCAGUCCAGCAAAGACAGAAAUUUAA